Parascedosporium putredinis is the source of this 1119-nucleotide messenger RNA. The record is from the annotation of a GenBank genome assembly. Lineage: Eukaryota; Fungi; Ascomycota; Sordariomycetes; Microascales; Microascaceae.
AUGAGCUCUGAACGCCUCCACGUCUCAAAAGGUGACGCGAUCCAAGCCGUCUCCUAUCUCCUUUGCGCCCUAUCCACCCUCAUCGUCGGAUUGCGCAUUCUCGUCAGGGUCAAACUUAACGGCUCGCAAAGGGCAUGGGGAUGGGACGAUAUCUUUGCCGUCGCUGGCUGGCUUCCCAUGUGGCCCUCCAUCGUCUUCCUCAUUCUCGCGACGCAAUGGGGAUUAGGAGCCCACGACAGCCAAGUCCCCGAGGGCAUGCUCCUCUACUACCAGGUCCGGGUCAAGGAGUACAUGUUUUACUUUGAAAUGAUUUACUUCGCCUCCUCCGUCCUUACCAAGCUCGCCAUGGCCAUCAUGAUCCUCCGCCUGAGCUCCACCAAGAUGUACGCCUACAUCAUCUGGGGCAACAUGAUUGUGCUCGGCAUCAACGCUACCGUCUGCCUCAUCAUCAUGUUUGUCAGCUGCUCGCCCAUCCCCGCCUUGUGGAACGAGGCACUUGGAUUCUGCCGCAUCAAGCACGGAUGGAUCAUCAUCAGCUACGCCGGGUCCGUCGUCCUCGCCAUGGUCGACUGGACAUGCGCCAUCACCCCAUUCUUCAUCCUCCAGGGACUGCAGAUGCCGCGCCGGCGCAAGCUCUCGGUGCAAAUUAUUCUCGGCCUCGGCAUGUUUGGCAGCGCCGCCGGCCUCGUCCGGAUGGGCUACUACCACACGUACGACACCGAAAAGUAUCCCGACGAGUCUCUCUUUAACUGGGGCCACACUAUUUUGUGGUCAGUCUUAGAGGCGGGCCUGGGUGUCAUCGCUUGCUCUCUGCCCCCGCUCCGCAUCUUGUUCAAGAGGUUCUACCAAGGCUCCUCUGGCAUGUCGGGAAGGAAGUCUGGCAUGGACCUACACGGGCACACAGCUCGAUUCUCUCGGGCCCAGUGGGAUGCAAAGAGCAUUCGCCGGAAGGACGGCCCCUCUUGGAGCCGGCUGGAUGAUUCAGUGUCCACGUCGAGCCAACAAAAUAUCGUCAAGGAGACCCGGAUAUGUGUCGAGACAAGCAGCGCGGAAGAGGAGCUCACCGAUCACCCGAAUCGCCAUAAAGGCCACGGGACAUACUGGAGAGAGCAGGUAUGA